Clarias gariepinus (North African catfish) is the source of this 14213-nucleotide messenger RNA. It is a transcript of the gene dnah10, whose product is annotated as dynein axonemal heavy chain 10. Lineage: Eukaryota; Metazoa; Chordata; Actinopteri; Siluriformes; Clariidae. Gene Ontology annotation, cellular component: dynein complex. Bases 1 to 13887 code for a protein of 4628 amino acids. Gene Ontology annotation, biological process: microtubule-based movement. The transcript is spliced from 79 exons. Gene Ontology annotation, molecular function: ATP hydrolysis activity; dynein intermediate chain binding; dynein light intermediate chain binding. The record is from RefSeq and is a predicted model, not a curated record.
AUGUGUGAAAGCGAGGGGGAGACGGAUCGAGACGACGCGCGGCUGCAGUGGAUCCGAGAGCGCGUUCACGCGUCUCUUCAACUGCACGAGCCCGGCUGCUUCGAGGAGCUGCUGAGGCGCGGAGAUGGAGAGGAGAAGAGGAAAAUCCUCCAGUUCUUAAACCAGGUCUCUGAGGAGGAGUCCACUUCAGUACUGCUGUUUUACAAGAAGAUCCACAAGGAAGAAGUGGAGCUGAUCAUUACUACAGAAAAGCCCAAGGAACCUCCAGAUCCUGAGGAGGACGAAGCCGAGGCGAGUUCUGUCUCCCAGAUCGAGAAUCCCAUCACAGAGGGAGAGAGAUCUCCUACAGAGGAGAUAACAAACAGACCAAAGUUACCGGAAGGCCUCAGCAGGGACGGUCUGUGCUCUAAGGAGGACCCUUCCACCCAGGGAACCUCAGAACCAGUAAGACUGGAUUUUCUGCAUUUGCUCUCUGGGUCUAGUAGAGUUGAAAUACAGACAGUGUACCAUGUGGAGCUGCAUGUGGCUCUGGACCGAAUCCCAGAGAGGUUCAUAAGCUCCAAUGUGCUCUACUUCCUGAGGAACACCAAUGAGAUAAUCCCUGAGCUAACAGAUAUAAACGAGGCAAAUGAAUUGUUGCCCCAGCUGCUGGAGAUCGGCAUGCUGAACCGUCAUCAACUCCUGACGUUCACAGAUGUCUUUCAGCAGGUGUACAUGCCGCUGCUGUCAGUGGACCAGACAAAGCUCACAAGUGAAGGCCAACAGCAGGAGGUGCUGAGCUCUGAUGUCAGUGAUGCAAGAGCUGAGGAGGAAACUGAAGUUCAGGCACAACCAACUGAACCCACCGGCACAGGUCCAACUCGAGACGAGCUCCUUAGCCACUCCCAUAAGUACCUGGACCUUGUGGACAGAACCCAGCAGCAGCUACAGAAUACAAAUACUCUGUACAUCCCUGAGCUGGACCUGGACCAGGAUGUAAAGACCCUGCUGUCCAGCUGGCACGUAGUAGAAAAGCUGGAGCAGUGUGUCAUGAACUGGCAAACCCAGCUCACUGUCUUCCUCGGAGAGCAGAGAGAGAAGCAGUCACAGUCCCCUGGUCCACUGGCAGAGUUGGAGCUUUGGCGUGGGCGUGCGGAUGCACUGAGUGGUCUGUGCGAACAGCUCAAACUCCCAAUGACAAAGACAAUUCUAAAGUUAAUGAGCCAAGCCAACCUGGUCCCCCUGCCACACCUACUUGAGACUAUAACAAAACUGAACAAUUUUCACAAGGAGGCCAAAGAGAACGUGUGCUUCCUCAGUACCGUGGAGAGGUACUUUAAGCUUCUGGCCACGUCGGUGGACUUGAACACGAUCUAUUACAACAUUGCGCUGCUGAUGAGGGGGCUGAAGAUGAUAUGGAUCAUGUCCAGCUACUACAACACUGACGAGCGCAUGACGGCCCUGAUGGACCGCAUCGUCUGGCAGCUAUAUGAGCGUGUCGCUCAUAUCGUAGACAUCCACACGCUUUUCAAAGGUGACCGUAAUGCGGCCAAGAACAAAGUUGUAGAUGCCAAAAAUGUUCUAGAGCACUGGAAGUCCACCUACUUUGCUGUUCGAGAAGCUAUCGAAAAAUCUGACAGGGAAUCGCGCUGGGAGUUCGACCGCCAAAGGCUCUUUGAGAAGACAGACUACAUGGCUUCAGUCUGUCAGGACUUGUACGACCUCCUGCAGACCCUGGAAGACUUUCCUAAAAUCUUUGGGGCAGAGAUGAAGGAAGUAACAGGCCAGCCCGAGCGUGUUGACGACGUGAUGCGGAGGGUGGACAGCCUGGUGGUGCCCAUCGAGGAGCUGGACUUUGACCCCUUCGACAUUCACAAGAAGGAAGAUUGGAAAAAGGUCAUCGAGAACUUCCAGAGGAGCGUUCAGGCUAUUGAAGGUGAAGCCAUUCUCUUCAUCAACCAGUCCUUCAAGAACCUGCGCUCGGCCUCUGUGGCCUUCGACAUGCUGAUGAAUUUCAAGCACGUCCGCUCCAGAGAAGCGCUCAACAACCAGUUGAUGAUGAAGUUCAGUGACAUUCUGACCCAGUACUGCAGAGAGGUGGACCUCAUAAACACAAUGUUUGUCGAGAACAAAGACAAUCCGCCCCUGAAUAAGGACCAGUCCCCUGUGACAGGGGCGAUCUCCUGGGUUCACUUUCUGUUCCUCAAGAUAAAACAGACCUUCCUACACUUCCAGAAGAUGCCGGACAUGCUGGAGAGCGAACAGGGCAUGGCUGCAAAAGCUAAGUAUCUGGAAGUGGGCCAGAGCAUGCGAGACUAUGAGAUUGGUAAACACCAAUGCUGGAGCGAGGAUAUGAUGCAGAUGCUGGACGAGCUCAUGAAGAGAAAAGUCCUGCUCAUGUUGGACGGCUCUGAGGAAAUCGCCGCAGACGCCAUGCAGCCGGAGGACCUGGACCAGGCGAGGAGGUUGAGGUUCAGGGUGAACUUCGGCUGGGAGCUGGAGAUGCUCUUCACUGAGACGCGGGUCUUUGAGCAGCAGGGCUACACUAUACCUGAACAGAUCAGACGAGUGGUUGUGCUCCAGGAGAAGCUCUUGAGACACCUGGACGAACUAAAGUACUUAACAGAACACUACCAAUCUGAGAUGGAGCGCCUGAAGGACGCAGAGUUCAUCCUGAUGGCCCCGCUGUUACAGGAACUGCAGACUGUGAUGUCCAUUGGAGCUAAACGAGUAACCUUGACCUCUCUGGGCUUACCAGACUUCAUCAUCAAAGCCAAAAGCGCCAUCUCACAUUUCGGGUCCCUGCUGAACCAAAUUCAGGACGAAGAAAAGGACAUCGAGGCCAGCCUUCAGGCCUUCGAGUCAGUCAACCUGUUUAAAUCCCCUGUGACAGAAAGUGCAGGAGAACUGCCAGGACUGAAAGAGUUCUGCGACAUGGUGGAAAAACAACGAGCCAAAGAUGUUCUCCUGCUGAGUAAGAGAUACUUGGCCAUCACGCCUCUGCUCACCAAGAUGGAGUGUCUGACUGUGCAAACCAGCAGCAACAAGGCUGAGCACAUGGCCCAGUACUACGCUUACUGGGAGCGCAGGGUGUUUGACUCUCUCACCAAGAUGGUGCUGAGGAACCUGCAGGAGUUUAACUCCGCGCUGCUGGGGUCGACCCCGCUGUUUGAGGUCGAGGCCGUCUUCUCAGCUGCUCAUAUCGUGCUGCAGCCCAGCAAAAGUGAAGUGCACAAGCUGAUCAUGCAGUGUGUAAAGGACUGUGUGGAGAGCACCAAGCAUUUCGUCCGCUGGAUGCAUGGCACCUGUAUCGAGUGUCCUCCGCAGAUCGUGGACGGUAAGGAAGAGCCCAUCGUCUUCAGUUUCUUCAGCGACGUGUCCCAGCUGCCCGAAGUGGAUGAGUGCGCCAUGGCCAUAUCCCAGAGCACACAGCAGCUUCUCAGCUCCGUCGCCCACUAUCUGCAUCGUUGGAUCUCCUACCAGCCUCUGUGGAAAACUGACGCGGCUACCGAGCUGGAGAACUUCGCCGCAACGAAGCCGUCAUGCGUGGCUUAUGAGGAUAAGCUGCAGUAUUAUUUGCAGCUCCUUCAGGAUGUGGAACAGCAGCAACAGGUGAAGGAUGUUCACAUCAUCAGGUUGAACCAGAGGCCGCUGAAGUGCACCAUCCUGGAGAUCACUCAGACCUGGAUCGCUACGCUGGGCAAGCUCUUAAACGACUCGGCUCGGGAGGAGUUACACGCCAUGCGCAACGAGUUCCAGCAAAUGUCCGAAAACCUGGAGAGAGCUCCUGACACAUUGGAAAACCUUAAGUUCAUCCUCACCAUCAUCUCCAACAUCCGGGACAUGUCUCUGAGCGUGGAGAUGAGAAACAGCGACAUCCAGGAGAGAUACAGGACCCUGGCCUUGUAUAAAUUAAAAGUUGCAGAGGAAGAACUGCAGCUGGUAGCGAACAUCCAGACUCUGUGGAAAGAUUUGUCCACUGAGGCCCAACGUGUGGAUCGCUCCCUGGGCAAAGUCAAGAAGACCUUCACCAAAAUCACCCUGAAACAGAUAGAGGACUAUAAACAGGAGCUGUCCGUCUUUGCUGAGAGUUUUAGCAUGCAUGGACCAGGAGCUGUCGGAGACAACAUGGAGAAAGGCCUGGCUGUUAUGAAUGCUUAUGAGGCAGAUCUGGCUAAGAUAGACGCGGGCCGUCAGGAGCUGGUCAACGCUGAGAAACUGUUUGACCUUCCCAUCACCUCGUACCCAGAACUGUUGAAAAUCCAGCAGGACAUGCGGGGUCUGAGGCGGAUCUAUCAAAUCUACGAAGAACAGAAGGCUGCUAAGGCAAAGUGGUCUCAGACCCUGUGGGUGGACCUGGACAUCCAGCUCCUUCAGGACGGCAUAGACGGUUUUAUUAAGGACCUCAGAAAGCUUCCUAGAGACGCGAGAGCACUUUCGGUGGCCGUAUUCCUGGAGGGACAUCUGAAAGAGUUCAAAGACUCUCUGCCGCUGCUGGUGGACCUGAAGAACGAGGCUCUGAGAGAGAGGCACUGGAACGAGCUGAUGGUGCAAACAGGAACUAGCUUUGAUAUGACCACGGGCACCUUCACGCUGGAGAACAUGUUCGCCAUGGAGCUCCACAAAUACGCUGACGUCAUCGGAGAGAUCGUCACCACAGCCGUCAAAGAGCUGAGCAUAGAGAAGGGUGUGAAGGAUGUGGUGAGCACGUGGGAAAACAUGAAGUUCACCAUGCAGCGGUACGUCAAAGGCAUGCAGGAGCGAGGUUUCAUCCUGGGUUCCGUCGACGAGAUCCUGCAGAACCUGGACGAUAACGCCAUGAACCUGCAGAGCAUGGCGGGGAGCCGCUUCGUCGGGCCGUUCCUGCCCGUCAUCCAGGAGUGGGAGAAGAACCUGUCGCUCAUCAGCGAGGUCAUCGAGGUGUGGAUAGUGGUCCAGAGGAAGUGGAUGUACUUGGAGAGCAUCUUUAUUGGAGGUGACAUUCGCUCUCAGCUGCCCGAGGAGGCCAGGAAAUUUGACGAUAUUGACGGAGUGUUUCAAAAGAUCAUGUCAGAAACGAUGAAGGACCUGAGUAUUAAGAAGUGCUGUCUGGUACCGAAUCGGCUGUCGGACCUGCAGAACCUGAGCGAGGGUUUGGAGCGCUGCCAGAAGAGUCUGAACGACUACCUGGACUCCAAACGGAACGCCUUCCCCAGGUUCUUUUUCAUUUCCGACGACGAGCUGCUCAGCAUCCUGGGCAGCAGCGAGCCGACCUGCGUCCAGGAGCACAUGAUCAAGAUGUACGACAAUAUCGCCUCAUUGCGCUUUGACGCGGGGACAAGCGGAGAGUCGGUGGUAGGCGCCAUGGUGUCUGCAGAAGGAGAGGCGAUGGAGUUCAGGCAGUCCAUCCCAACCGAAGGACGAGUGGAGGAAUGGAUGACGACUGUUCUGCUGGAGAUGAGGAGGACCAACAGGCUCAUCACCAAGGAGGCCGUGUUCAACUACGAAAAGAACAAGUCAAGGGUGGACUGGAUGCUGGACUACCAGGGCAUGGUCGUGCUGGCCGGAAACCAGGUGUGGUGGACGUGGGAGGUAGAGGACGUUUUCUUCAAGGUGCAGGCAGGAGACAAGCAGGCCCUCAAAAAUUACGCCAAGAAGAUGCACGGGCAGAUUGAUGACCUGGUCAAGCGCAUCACGCAGCCUUUAUCGAGGAACGACCGCCGCAAACUCAACACCGUGCUAAUCAUAGACGUCCACGCCAGAGACAUCGUGGACAGCUUUGUCAGGGACAGUAUCACAGACGUGCGUGAGUUCGAGUGGGAGAGUCAGCUGAGAUUUUAUUGGCUCAAAGAAGGAGACGAUCUGUUCGUCAAUCAGUGUUCGGCUCAGUUCUCCUAUGGAUACGAGUACAUGGGUCUGAACGGCAGGCUGGUCAUCACCCCCCUCACCGACCGCAUCUACCUCACACUCACACAGGCGCUCUCCAUGUACCUUGGCGGAGCACCAGCAGGACCUGCAGGUACAGGAAAAACCGAAUCCACUAAAGACCUGGCCAAGGCUUUGGGUCUGCUCUGUGUGGUCACUAACUGCGGGGAGGGGAUGGACUACAUGGCGGUUGGGAAGAUUUUCUCUGGCUUGGCUCAAUGUGGAGCCUGGGGCUGCUUCGACGAGUUCAACCGCAUCGAAGCCUCUGUGCUGUCCGUCAUCUCCUCCCAGAUCCACACUAUCCGCAACGCCCUCAUGCUACAGCUCAAGAGGUUCCACUUUGGAGGUCAGGAGAUCAGUCUGGAUGCACGAAUGGGGAUCUUCAUCACCAUGAACCCGGGCUACGCAGGCCGAACCGAGUUGCCCGAGUCGGUGAAGGCCCUGUUCCGACCAGUGGUGGCCAUCGUCCCUGACCUCCAGCUGAUCUGCGAGAUCAUGCUGUUCUCAGAGGGCUUCCUCCUGGCCAAGGUGCUGGCGAAGAAGAUGACGGUGCUGUAUAAGCUGGCACGAGAACAGCUGUCCAAACAGUCUCACUAUGAUUUCGGGCUGCGAGCGCUCAAAUCUGUAUUAGUAAUGGCGGGAGAGCUGAAGAGAGGAUCUGCUGACCUCAGCGAGGAUGUGGUGCUGAUGAGAGCUCUAAGAGACAUGAACCUGCCAAAAUUUGUCUUUGAGGAUGUUCCUUUGUUCCUGGGACUGAUCUCAGACCUGUUCCCAGGACUGGACUGCCCACGUGUGCGCUACCCCGACUUCAACGAUUCUGUAGAGGCCACUCUGAACGAGAAUAAAUACAUUCUUCUGCCCAAUCAGGUGGAUAAAGUGGUCCAGAUGUACGAGACCAUGAUGACCAGACACACUACCAUGGUGGUGGGACCCACAGGAGGGGGCAAAUCCGUGAUUAUUAAUACUCUGUGCCAAGCCCAGACUAGGCUGGGGCUCACAACCAAACUGUACACACUGAACCCUAAAGCCAUGAGCGUGAUCGAGCUCUACGGCAUUCUGGAUCCCGACACUCGAGACUGGACCGACGGUAUUCUGUCCAACAUCUUUCGGGACAUUAACAAACCUACAGACAAAAGGGAGAGAAGGUACAUCCUGUUUGAUGGGGAUGUAGAUGCUUUAUGGGUGGAGAACAUGAACUCCGUGAUGGACGACAACAAGCUGCUGACACUCGCUAACGGAGAGAGGAUCCGUCUGCAGAAUCACUGCGCUCUCCUGUUUGAGGUGGGGGAUCUUCAGUAUGCCUCUCCGGCCACCGUGUCUCGCAGUGGAAUGGUGUUCGUGGACCCCAAAAAUCUUCGCUUCACCCCCUACUGGGAGAAAUGGGUGAACAGUAGACCCGUGAGGGAGCAAGACGGUCUGAACAAGCUUUUUAAGAAAUAUGUUCCCAGCACCAUAGACAUGAUAGUGGAGGGAGUUGUAGAUGGAAGGCAAGGAGAGAAAAUGAAGACAAUUGUCCCACAGACUGAUCUUAACAUGGUGGUGCAGUUGUCGACAGUGUUGGACGCUUUGCUAGAACUGGAAGAGUACUCCUUCGACGAGCUGGAGAGUUUCUUUCUUGAGGCUCUGUACUGCUCGCUUGGAGCUACGCUGUUAGAGAGCGGCCGCAAGAAAUUUGAUGACUUUAUUAAGAGGCUGUCCAACCUCACCUCUGUCCACACUGAGACACCGCUCGCCGGCCCUGGAGACCUACCUGGUUUUCUGCCAACUCUCUAUGACUAUCACUUCAAUCCGAGCACAAAGAAGUGGACUCCCUGGAGGGCGCUGGUCCCCAGAUACAACCACAACCCUGACAUGAAAUUCAUCGACAUUCUCGUGCCCACCGUCGACACCACGCGCACCAACUGGCUGUUGGAUCAGAUGGUGAAGGUGAAGAGGCCCGUGGUGCUGGUUGGAGAGUCUGGAACAUCGAAAACUGCCACCACGCAGAACUUCCUCGCCAAUCUGGACACCGACACGACAAUGAUUCUGACCAUCAAUUUCUCAUCAAGAACCACGUCCAUGGACGUCCAGAGGAUCCUGGAGGCCAGCGUUGAGAAAAGGACAAAGGACACCUACGGCCCUCCCAUGGGCAAGAGGCUGCUGGUGUUUAUGGAUGACCUUAACAUGCCACGCGUGGAUGAUUACGGCACGCAGCAGCCCAUAGCGCUGCUGAAGCUGCUGUUGGACAGGGGCGGGAUAUACGACCGGGGCAAAGAACUCAACUGCAAGAUGCUGAAGGACAUGGGCUUCAUCGCAGCCAUGGGGAAAGCAGGAGGAGGCCGUAACGAGGUGGAUCCUCGUUUCAUCUCCCUCUUCAGUGUGUUUAACGUCCCGUUUCCUGAGGAGGAAUCACUCCAUCUCAUCUACUGCUCCAUCCUGAAGGGCCACACCAGGGCGUUUGAUGAAAAUAUUCAGAACAUCUGUGACACACUGACCUCCUGCACACUGAACUUGUACAACUCCAUCAUUAAAGACUUGCCACCAACUCCCUCUAAGUUCCACUACAUCUUUAACCUGAGGGAUCUGUCCAGGGUGUAUAACGGCCUGACCCUGACGAACGCAGAGAGGUUCCUGGCGGUCUCUCAGUUUGUGCGGGUCUGGAGGAACGAGUGUCUGAGGGUGUUCCACGACAGGCUCAUCAACGAAACCGACAAAGCUCUCGUCCAGGGAUAUAUUAAAGCCCUAAUAGAGGAGCAUUACAAUUCUGAUGUGGAGUCAGCGAUGAGAGACCCGAUCCUGUUCGGAGACUACAGAACGGCCCUUUCCGAGUUUGAGCCCAGAGUCUACGAGGACAUCCAGGAUUACGAUGCCUGCAAGGCUCUUUUCCAGGAGAUCCUCGAGGAGUACAACGAGACCAAGACUAAAAUGAACCUGGUGCUCUUUGACGACGCGCUCGACCACCUGACCAGAAUCCAUCGCAUCAUCAGGAUGGACCGUGGCCACACCCUGUUAGUGGGAGUCGGAGGGUCUGGGAAACAGUCCUUAACCAAACUGGCUGCUUUCACCGCAGGAUGCGAGGUGUUUGAGAUUGUGUUGAGUCGAGGAUACUCAGAGUCUCACUUCCGUGAAGAUCUAAAGACUCUUUACUUAAAGCUGGGCAUCGAGAAUAAGAAAACCGUGUUCCUGUUUACCGACGCUCAUGUGGCCGAGGAGGGCUUCCUGGAGCUCAUCAACAACAUGCUAACGUCAGGAAUGGUUCCAGCGCUGUUCCCUGAUGACGAGAAGGACUCGAUCCUGAAUCAGGUCCGCGACGAGGCUAUGAAGAUGGGCUCGGGGCCGUCCAAAGACAGCGUGUGGCAGUACUUUGUGAACAAGAGCGCCAACAACCUGCACAUCGUCCUGGGCAUGUCUCCUGUAGGGGACGUCCUCCGGACUCGCUGCAGGAACUUUCCGGGCCUGGUGAAUAAUACCGGUAUUGAUUGGUUCCUCCCGUGGCCUCCUCAGGCUCUACAUGCAGUCGCAGAGUCUUUCUUGGGCGAGAGCCCGAUGAUACCCAAAGCCCAUACCGAGGAGGUGAUAGGUCACGUGUGUAUGGUGCACAACUCGGUGGGUGUGUACAGCAAGCUUUUCCAGCAGAAGCUGCGGCGCAGUAACUUCGUCACCCCUAAAAACUACCUGGACUUCAUCAGCACCUACUCGAACCUACUGCAGGACAAGGACAAGUACAUCCUCGCCCUGUGUAAGCGUCUGGAAGGAGGUUUGGAUAAAUUGGAGGAGGCCAGUGUGCAGCUUGCCGAGCUCAACGAGAAGCUAGCCGAACAGAAAGUGGUUUUGGCCGAGAAGUCGUCCGCUUGCGAGAUCUUGCUUGAGGAGAUCACAACCAACACCAAAGUUGCUGAGGAGAAGAAGGUGCUGGCUGAGAAGAAGGCCAUGGAGAUCGCAGAGCAGAAUAAAGUGAUCUCUGUGGAGAAAGCCGAUGCCGAGAAGUCUCUGGAGGAAGCUAUGCCCGCGCUGGAAGCAGCUCGCACCGCUCUGCAGAAUCUGGACAAGUCCGACGUCACUGAGAUCAGAUCCUUCGCCAAGCCCCCGAAGCAGGUGCAGUCGGUGUGUGAGUGCAUCCUGGUCCUGCGCGGGUACAAAGAUAUCAGCUGGAAGACGGCUAAGGCCAUGAUGUCAGAGGCUAACUUCCUGCGCUCGCUCAUGGAGAUGGACUGCGACGCCAUCAGCACAGGGCAGGUCAAAACGGUCCGAGGCUUCCUGAAGUCCCUGAACACAUCAUUCGAGGAGAUGCAGGCCAUCAGCAAGGCCGGCUCGGGAAUGCUGAAAUUCGUUGAGGCUGUCACGGGUUACUGCGACGUGGCCCGAGAGAUUAAACCCAAGAGACAGAAGGUGGCUAAUUUGGAGAAGAACUUCUUCCAGAGCAAGCGCGAGCUGGAACUGAUCCAGAAAGAGCUUCAGCAGAUCCAGACAGAGCUGGGCGCUUUGGGGCAGAAAUACAACGACGCCAUGACGGAGAAGCAGCAGCUGCAAACAGAGGCUGAACUCAUGGAGCGGAGACUCAUCGCCGCCGACAAACUCAUCUCGGGACUCGGAUCGGAGAACAAACGCUGGACCGAGGACCUGGUGGAGCUGAAGGAGAGGCGAGUGCGUCUGCUCGGGGACUGCCUGUGCUGCGCCGCCUUCCUGAGCUACGAGGGAGCCUUCAGCUGGGACUUCCGAGACGAGAUGGUGUACGCGGUGUGGCAGAAGGACGUACUGGAGAGGGGCAUCCCUAUGAGCCAACCCUUCCGACUCGAGAAUCUGCUUACCGACGAGGUCGAGAUCAGCAGAUGGGGGUCAGAAGGUCUCCCUCCGGAUGAGCUGUCGGUGCAGAACGGCAUCCUGACCACGAGAGCCAGCCGCUUCCCUAUGUGCAUCGACCCUCAACAGCAAGCGCUGAACUGGAUCAAGAAGAAGGAGGAGAAAAAUAACCUGAAGAUCUCCUCCUUUAACGAUCCAGAUUUCCUGAAGCAGUUGGAGAUGGCCAUCAAAUUUGGACUUCCUUUCCUGUUUCAAGACGUGGAUGAGUACAUCGACCCUGUCAUCGACAACGUCCUGGAGAAGAAUGUAAAAGGAGCCGAGGGACGGCAGGUCAUCGUGCUGGGAGACAAGGAGGUCGAAUAUGACCCCAACUUUAAACUCUACCUCAACACCAAACUGGCAAAUCCCAGAUACUCACCAGCGGUGUUUGGGAAAGCCAUGGUCAUCAACUACACUGUUACACUAAAGGGUCUGGAGGACCAGCUGCUGAGUGUCAUCGUGGCCUUCGAGCGAAAGGAGCUGGAGGAACAGAGGGAGCGUCUGAUCCAGGAGACGAGCAGAAACAAAAGUCUGCUCAAGGACCUGGAGGACUCUCUUCUCCGAGAGCUCACCACGUCCACGGGCAACAUGCUGGACAACGUCGAGCUCGUCCACACACUCGAUGAAACCAAAUCCAAAGCCGGCGAGGUGUUUGAGAAACUAAAGCAGGCCGAACACACAUCAGCAGACAUCGAUAAACUGCGCGAUGGCUACCGUCCGGCGGCUAAACGCGGCGCCAUCCUGUUCUUCACCCUGGCUGAGAUGGCGCUUGUGAACAGCAUGUACCAGUACUCUCUCGCCUCCUUCCUCGAGGUGUUUGACUUCUCACUGCGUAAAUCUCUUCCAGACUGUGUCCUGAGCAAUAGGCUGGAAAACAUCAUGAACACACUCACACUCAACAUCUACAAUUACGGCUGCACCGGUCUGUUUGAAAGACACAAGCUGCUCUUCUCCUUCAACAUGACCGUGAAGAUCGAGCAGGCGGAGGGUCGUGUCCCUCAGGAAGAGCUCGACUUCUUCCUUAAAGGGAACCUCUCGCUUGAGAAGAGUAAGAGGAAGAAGCCGUGCGCGUGGCUGCCGGAUCAGGGCUGGGAGGAUAUCGUGCGUCUGACUGAACUUUUCCUAACAGAGUUCGGCUCACUGAUCGCCGACAUCGAGAAGAAUCCGACGGAAUGGAAGGAUUGGUAUGACAUGGAUGCCCCAGAGCAGGCACAGUUCCCCAUGAAGUACGGAGACAGUCUGACAGAUUUCCAGAAACUUCUGCUUCUGCGCUGCUUCAGGGUGGACCGAGUGUACCGCGCCGUCAGCGACUACGUCACCAUCACCAUGGGAGAGAAGUUCGUGCAGCCUCCAGUGAUCAGUUUCGAGGCGAUAUUUGAGCAGAGCACUCCGAACUCCCCCAUCGUGUUUAUCCUGAGUCCCGGCUGUGAGCCUGCCACCGAUCUGAUGAAGCUGGCUGAGCGCUCCGGGUUCGGGACCAACAAGCUUAAGUUCCUCGCCAUGGGACAAGGACAGGAGAUGGUUGCACUGCAGCUUCUAGAGACGGCGGUGUACAGAGGUCAGUGGCUGAUGCUCCAGAACUGUCAUCUGUUAGUGAAGUGGCUGAAGGAGCUGGAGAAAUCUCUGGAGAGAAUCACGAAUCCUCACCCAGACUUCCGGCUGUGGCUCACCACUGACCCCAUCAGAGACUUCCCCAUCGGCAUCCUGCAGAAAUCCCUCAAGGUGGUGACGGAGCCCCCGAACGGGCUGAAGCUGAACAUGAGAGCCACGUACUUUAAGAUCCCGCCGGAGACGCUGACGAGCUGCCCUCACCCGGCCUUCCGCAGCCUGGUCUACGUGCUGGCCUUCUUCCACGCCGUGGUGCAGGAGAGACGCAAGUACGGCAAGAUUGGCUGGAACAUCGCGUACGACUUCAACGAGUCUGACUUCCAGGUGUGUCUGGAGAUCCUGAACACCUACCUGACCAAAGCUCACGCUCAAGGUGACGAGAUGAUCCCAUGGGGCAGUCUCAAGUACCUGAUCGGAGAGGUGAUGUACGGUGGCAGGGUGAUCGACAGCUUCGAUCGCAGGAUCCUGACUGUCUACAUGGACGAGUAUCUGGGAGAUUUCAUCUUCGACACCUACCAGCCUUUUCACUUCUUCCACAACGACGAAGUCGAUUAUAAAAUCCCGUCGGACGGACCAAAGGAGGUCUACGCCGACGAAAUCGAGUCCCUUCCUCUCGCGAACACGCCGGAGGUGUUCGGGCUUCACCCCAACGCCGAGAUCGGGUACUACACUCAGGCCGCCCGGGACAUGUGGACGCAUCUCAUAGAGCUCCAGCCGCAAACAGGUGACACUGGUGGUGGAAUCAGCAGAGACGAGUACAUCUCGCAGGUGGCUCGAGACAUCCAGAACAAGCUGCCCAAGCCGUUCGACCUGGACGUGAUCCGGAAGAAGUUUGGCCUGGAAGUGUCGCCCACCACCGUGGUGCUGCUGCAGGAACUGGAGCGCUUCAACAGACUCAUCGUACGCAUGAGUCGCUCACUCGCCGAACUGCAGAGGGCACUAGCCGGUGAGGUGGGGAUGAGCAGCGAGCUGGACGAAGUGGCCCGAGCGCUGUUCAACGGUCAGAUCCCAGCUAUCUGGAGGAAACUUGCCCCGGACACCCUCAAAUCUCUGGGCAACUGGAUGAUCCACUUCAGAAGACGUUACGAUCAGUAUAGCUCAUGGGUGGAUAAAGAUGAGCCCGUAGUGAUGUGGCUGUCAGGGUUACACAUCCCCGAGUCGUACCUGACGGCGCUGGUUCAGUCCACAUGCAGGAAAAACGGCUGGCCGCUGGACCGCUCCACUCUGUACACACAGGUCACUCAGUACAAGAACGAGGAGGAGGUGACGGAGAGGCCGGAUCAGGGUUGUUAUGUAUGUGGUCUGUAUCUGGAAGGAGCAGACUGGGAAAUAGGGCAGGCCUGUCUGGUGCGCAGCAAACCCAAAUCCCUGGUGGUGUCGCUUCCUAUCCUCAAGGUGAUCCCCAUCGAGGCUCAUCGCCUUAAACUGCAGAACACACUGAGAACGCCGGUCUACACAACGUCCAUGAGGAGGAACGCCAUGGGCGUCGGCCUGGUUUUCGAAGCCGACCUUUUCACCACCAAACACCAUUCUCACUGGGUCCUACAGGGAGUGUGUCUCUGUCUCAAUGCUGACUGAGCUUCUCUUCAUCACUGGGUUUUCUUUUUAAACAUAAACCCACCAAACACAAGAGAGGGGAAUCACCAGGACCUGUCGAUAUCAUCUUAUCACGAUGCCGAUUAUGAAGUUUCUAUGCCGAUUGUGUUUGUAUCACAAUUUUAUAAACAUCUCAUAAUUUAUGAGAUAUGUUAUUAUUUUUUUAGAUUCUGUUACACUUCUGAACAAAAUUAACAAAUAAUCCUUUCCUACCACACAGGAUGCUGUGCUGCCUGUCAGUGUGUGAAUAGUUUUGCGCGCCACCUGUAGGAUUAUAGUGGAAUGUUAACAUUUUACCAUCUCAAAUG